Molecule: messenger RNA, 555 nt
Organism: Cooperia oncophora
Lineage: Eukaryota; Metazoa; Nematoda; Chromadorea; Rhabditida; Trichostrongylidae
Source: the annotation of a GenBank genome assembly
UUGAACUUCAACGACGUUGUCAAACUACAAUCAAACAACGACAUCCGUGUCAAUCAUACUGGUCAUGUGCGCUACUAUAUCCCGUUUUCAUCAGAGAGCCUCUGCAAACUCGACGUAAAGUUUUUCCCCUUUGAUACAGACGCCAAGUUUCGUUUGGGUAUCAUGACGCUGAUGAGUAUGUCUGUAAUUCUGCUCGCCAUCGUUGAAGAUAUGCCAAAAUUCAGUAUGUCGGCGAACAGAAGGGGUCGUGGAUCCUUCUCUGGGAUCCCAUUAAUAGGUCUAUACUACUUCAUUCUCCUGGCUAUUAUUGGUCUUUCAACCGUAACCACAUCGAUGUUCGUGUUUUUGGAGCGGGAUGUUCGAGUGAAACACGACAUUCCGUGGUAUCUGCAGUGGUUAUCUUUCGACGUUCAGCGAAGGCGACUCGUAAGGAGCUUCAGCCAGUAUCGCAGACAUCUGCAAGAUCCACAAGCAGAGGUAUGUCGCUCUGGUUAUUCCGUACUUCCUGGUGUUUCCAUACUUCAAAAAAGUCGACAAGGCGAAGAGCACAGCUAG